This is a messenger RNA of Megalopta genalis, 9465 nucleotides long. NCBI's taxonomy places the organism in Eukaryota, Metazoa, Arthropoda, Insecta, Hymenoptera, Halictidae. The record is from RefSeq and is a predicted model, not a curated record.
AACGGCAGCGGACCGGGAGGCGAAUCCGGCGUGAGGGGCAACGGGCAUCCUGGAGACAAUCCUUUCUACAGCAAUAUCGACAGCAUGCCGGACAUAAGGCCGCGCCGAAAGUCGGUGCCAUUGGUCUCCGAGCUGGUCUUGAAGACAAUGGCGGCGACGAAGAGGAACGCGGCGGGUCUGACGGCGGCGGUGCCCAGAGAAACAUUGAACAACGAGGAUCUGAAGAUGCACGUGUACAAGAAAACGCUGCAGGCAAUGAUCUACCCGAUCUCCUCGACGACGCCGCACAAGUUCGUCACCUGGACAGCCACGUCGCCGACCUACUGCUACGAGUGCGAGGGACUUCUCUGGGGCAUCGCGAGACAGGGGGUCCGGUGCACGGAGUGCGGUGUCAAGUGCCACGAAAAGUGCAAGGAUCUGCUCAACGCCGACUGUCUGCAGAGGGCGGCUGAGAAGAGUUCGAAACACGGGGCCGAGGAUAAGGCGAACAGCAUAAUCACAGCCAUGAAGGAACGAAUGAAGCAGAGGGAGCUCGAGAAACCUGAGAUCUUCGAGCUGAUCCGCACGACGUUUUCAGUCGACCCGGACACGCACAUAGACAGCCUCGAGCAGGCCGAACAGAUCGUCCUUGAGGGUACCAGCAAGUGGUCCUGCAAGAUCGCCAUCACAGUGAAAUGCGCCCAGGGACUGAUCGCCAAAGACAAGAGCGGCACGUCUGAUCCUUACGUGACGGUCCAAGUCGGGAAAGUGAAGAAGCGCACCAGAACGAUGCCAAGAGAAUUGAAUCCGGUUUGGCACGAGAAGUUCUACUUCGAGUGCCAUAACUCAUCCGACAGAAUAAAAGUGAGAGUGUGGGACGAGGACAACGAUCUGAAGUCGAAGCUGCGGCAGAAACUGACGAGGGAAAGCGACGACUUCCUCGGGCAGACCAUCAUCGAGGUGAGAACGCUCAGCGGCGAGAUGGAUGUCUGGUACAAUCUGGAGAAGAGAACGGACAAGAGCGCGGUGUCCGGCGCGAUUAGGCUCCACAUCAGCGUCGAGAUCAAAGGAGAAGAGAAGGUCGCACCUUAUCACACCCAGUACACCUGCCUACACGAAAACCUCUUCCAUAGCCUGUGCGAGAAGAACUGUGGCGUCGUGGCACUGCCUCAAGCGAAGGGUGACGACGCUUGGAAGGUGUACUUCGAUCCACUCGGAGAAGAACUUGUCGACGAGUUUGCUAUGCGAUACGGUAUCGAGAGUAUCUACCAAGCAAUGACGCAUUUCCACUGCCUUUCGACGAAGUACCUCUGUCCAGGUGUGCCAGCGGUAAUGUCGACCCUUUUGGCGAACAUAAACGCAUACUACGCCCAUACCAGCGCGAGUUCCGCUGUUUCAGCUAGUGAUAGAUUCGCCGCCAGUAACUUCGGGAAAGAGAAGUUCGUGAAAUUACUGGAUCAGUUGCACAAUUCCCUGCGAAUCGACCUGUCGAUGUACAGAAACAACUUCCCGGCGUCGAGUCAAGAGAAGCUGAUGGAUCUGAAGAGCACGGUUGACCUGUUGACCAGCAUCACGUUCUUCCGGAUGAAGGUCCAGGAAUUGUCGAGCCCGCCGAGGGCGAGCACCGUGGUCAAGGACUGCGUGAAGGCUUGCCUACGGUCGACGUACCAGUUCCUCUUCGAGAACUGCUACGACAUCUACAACAGAGAGUUCCAGGCGGAUCCGAGCGAGCCGAAGAGGGACGCGGAGGACCACGGGCCCCGGCUCGAGUCCCUCGACUUCUGGCACAAGCUGAUCGCCUUGAUCGUCUCGGUGAUCGAAGAGGACAAGAACAGCUACGCGCCGGUCCUGAAUCAAUUCCCACAGGAGUUGAAUAUUGGUCAACUGUCAGCGGCCACUAUGUGGUCAUUGUUCGCGGUGGACAUGAAGUACGCGCUGGAGGAGCACGAGCAGCACAGGCUCUGCAAGUCCUCGGCCUACAUGAACCUUCACUUCAAGGUCAAGUGGUUGUACACCAACUACGUGAAAGAUGUGCCGACGCUCAAGGCAGCCGUGCCGGAAUACCCGGCGUGGUUCGAGCCGUUCGUGAUGCAAUGGCUGAACGAGAACGAUGACGUCUCAUUAGAAUAUCUCCAUGGUGCCUUCAACAGAGACAAGAAGGAUGGAUUCCAAAAGAGCAGCGAGCACGCGCUGUUCAGCGUCUCCGUCGUCGACGUCUUCACGCAGUUAACCCAAUGCUUCGACGUAGUAUCGAAACUAGAGUGUCCGGACCCAGAGAUUUGGAAGAGGUACAUGAAGAGGUUCGCGAAGACCAUCGUGAAAGUGUUGGUCGCGUACGCUGACAUCGUGAAGAACGAGUUCCCGAGUCAUCUGAAAGAAGAACGAAUCGCGUGUAUCCUGAUGAACAACAUCCAGCAACUUCGAGUACAAUUGGAGAAGAUGUUCGAGUCGAUGGGCGGCGAGAAGCUGGAGGAAGACGCGGCGAACAUCUUGAAGGAGCUUCAACAACAACUGAACGGAUCGCUCGACGACCUGGCGAUGCUGUUCGCGAAGAGCCUGGAGCCGAGGAUAACGGCCUCGGUGAAAGAGCUAGGGGACUUGUUACUAGCCAUCAAGGGCGGCGGGCAAGUGCAAUUGUCGCAGCCAGCGCAGAGGAACAACGUCGCGGUGGAAGCGGAUGAAGUGCUGCGACCGUUGAUGGUUCUUCUCGACGGAAGUCUGUCGUUGUACGCCCAAUCUUGCGAAAAGACUGUGCUGAAGAGGCUGCUCAAGGAACUCUGGAAGAUCGUCAUGAGAAUAUUGGAGAAGACGGUCGUGCUGCCGCCCAUGUCUGACAAGAGCAUGAUGUUCAAGAAUCUGACGGACAACGCCAAGAAUCUGGCUGCGAACGCUAAGAUAGAGGACAUGUCGAAGCUGUUCAAGAACCAUAUGGUCAGCAAACCGGAUAUGAAGAACGCUCUCAGCGGUGUAAUGGAUAUAUCCAAGGAAGUAGAAAAGAAUUUGUCACCGAAACAGUGCGCUGUACUCGAGGUCGCACUCGACACGAUCAAGCAGUACUUCCAUGCAGGUGGAAACGGUUUGAAGAAAACGUUCUUGGAGAAGUCGCCGGAGUUGCAGAGCUUGCGGUACGCUCUUAGCUUGUACACGCAAACAACGGACACCCUCAUCAAGACUUUCGUAACGUCGCAAGUUAAUCAAGUGCCGCUGAACAAUGCGUCAAAGCUACGUCAGCGUCAGCGUUCGAUGAGCAGCGAGAGAGGCGGUGACGAAGGGGAAGGCGCCGAGGGUAUGGAAAGCCUCGAGGAACCCCUUCGCCAGAACAAGCCCUCUCUUCGCCGAGAGAGUCGACAAGUUCCAGAUACCGCCGGUUCGGACGAAGGUUCCGUGGGCGAAGUCAGCAUCCAAGUGGAUCUAUUCACGCAUCCCGGAACCGGCGAACAGAAGGUCACCGUGAAAGUUGUCGCUGCGAACGAUUUGAAGUGGCAGCUCGCCACGGGCAUGUUCAGGCCGUACGUCGAGGUGAACCUAAUCGGACCGCACCUGACUGGAAAGAAGAGGAAACAGUCGACGAAGUCGAAGAGCAAUAACUGGUCGCCGCAAUUCAACGAGAGCUUCGAUUUCAUGAUCGGCAACGAGCAACAGCAGCUGGACUUCUACGAGCUGCACAUCUGCGUGAAGGACUACUGUUUCGCCAGAGAGGACAGGCUGGUCGGUGUCGCGGUGAUGCAGCUGAAGGACAUCGUCGAGGAGGGUUCGUGCGCCUGCUGGCUGUCGCUCGGCAAACGUAUACAGAUGGACGAGACGGGCUGGACGAUCCUGAGGAUCCUGUCGCAGAGGAACAACGACGAGAUCGCGAAGGAGUUCGUGAAGCUGAAGAGCGACAUCAGGCAAGAGACGCCGCUGCCGAACCCCACCUGAAGCUCGGACACCCAAUGCUAAAGCCGACAGCGAAGCGAUGCGUCCUUCGAGUUUGGAAAGAGCUCGGAGGUGUGAAGGAGGGAGCAUUUGUCCACGGGAGGGAGGACGAGAAGCGUUCGGCCGUCGUUGUCGAGACCAUCGAGAUCGGGAAUCGUCGUUGUCGUCGUGUCGACGAGCAACAAACGGGAGAACAGCAACACGCAAUCGAGAACAACACAGCGCGGUACACAGAGGCACGCGUGCGUGCGCGCGCGCGAGGAGAAGCAAACGGAUUCGCCGAUGAGAGGGUGAAAAAGCCGCGAAAACAGCGACUCGAUCAGCGGGGGAGACAUCUUCCUUCCGAUAUCCCGCGCAGCCAGCUUCCGGUCGAGCGUGUUCUUCUCUCUUUUUUUUACGAAUCACAGAGCUUUAGUCCCGUCCCUAAGUAAAAAAAAUAAAUAAACAAAAAAAAACAUACAAACAAAAGAAUCGAUCGUAACAGAGAGGACAACGGAUCCUUCCGGAGGACCGUUCUCCGACGGAUAAUAUCGUAUAAACGCGCUGAAUAUCAGGUACCGAGUCGCAAACGUUCGUCCAUUGGGUAAACAAACACGGGAUACAAAAGAGAGGGUACUUUCGACGGCGGUUCAAAGCGACAGGAUGCGAGUUAAGAAGCCCAGGAUUGGUGAACACGGAGUAACACACCGGACUCUUAAUCGAUUAAGUGCCGCGAAGAUGGAGAAUACGACGCCUCAGGUAUUGGAGAGUGUUCCGUAUAGACGCGAAACGUGAAAACAGUGCUGCCAGUACGCAAUAUAGUUGGUAAUAUUCGUAAUGUAAGGAGGGGAGGAGAACGAGGAGACGAAAGUGGAGAUGGAGGAGGAGGAGGAGGAGGAGGAAGAGGGGUGGGAGUUGGAGAGUCGAACGAUAGGCAUAAAAAUGCGUCGAACGCGAUCAUACCUCGACGUCCACGGAUUCCCAAAUGAAACGUCAGCCGCGUCCGACGUUCGACGAUCACGAAGAGUGGAAGAGGAUCGUAGGUUUUCGGGGUCCGAGAUAGCGGGAACGGCGAGCGAACCGACGCAAAAAAUAAGAAACGGGACGCGACGCGACAUCGGGGUCGCGUUCCGGACAAUGGGAGCGGGAAAAUCGCGCCGCAGCAACGAGGCGAAUGUAAAACGCAUAAUAAUUAAAAAUCUAGACCCUCGUGCGAGACGACGUUUUAGGCCGUUUGUUCGGGAAGACGAGUUUACUUGUAGAUAAACACGUGAGAAACACAUUGUUGACGAAGAAGUUUUUUCUAAUAACAAGUUUAAACGUAGCAUUGCGUACGACCAAUAGGCGCGCCGCGACGUCACUCGCGGCGGGCCGUUAGUAAUAAAUAGGCAUUGUAAUGUAAAAUACGUUCUUAUCGUAAGGAUUUAACAAGAGAUCGUAAGAGUCUGAUUGCUGUGGUGAAUGGCGAGCGAGGUCCGUUCGAACGCUUCGAGCACGCUCCUCGAAUCAUCCCCGGUCCCGACUCGAUCGCCUCUCACGCGAGAUACGAAGCAACAGAGAAACCGAACGAACACACACGCACACAUACACGUACACGUACACAUCGCUCCACCCGGUUCACCCUCGAUUCCCCGAUCGACGUACAACAUUCUGUACAGAUUUAGUCGCGAAGCGCGGAGAGCUGCGGCGCUCGAUCGACGCCAGGGACCGUGUCCCCGAAUCAUCGACCAGAACUUUUUCGAAAUUAAACUUUAUAUCGUUGUAGCUCUAUAGUACUUAAAUAUUCAUAAUAACUUCGACACUCUCCCGACGACCAUUGCUUUUUGUGUGAGCCAAAUAUAUACACGAGGAGGUGGAACGCAAGCUUCGAAAACAAAAAAAAUAACGACGAACGUUAAUACUUCUCUGUCUAUUCGCUUGAUAUCUCAUCGAUAUUACUCUUGUAUAUAGAUCGAGGGUCAUCGUUUCGCGGACAGAGUUCGUUGGGCCACGAUCGAGUCCGCGCGGCUCUCGUACAGGAACCCGGGAGCCCCGGGAGUCGCGGAUAAAGGGAGUCGAGGGUGAACGCGCAGAAUGGUCCCCGAAAUAUCCGUCACAGCGCGGACAGUCCAACAGGAUUCGACGGGCUCCGGCGACGCAACGUUCGUCGCUGUCCUUGCUUCCGAAGCUUCGACCGGAUCUCCAGAGAAAACUAUCGAAAACUAGAAAAAAGAGGAAACUAAUAAUAACACAAUGAUGCACGCGACUUUGAACCUAAUGAAUUUCAUUCACCGGCCCUCGCGGCCCGGCCAGAUAUACAAUUCCAGAGAUUACAUGAUUAUAUCCAAAAAAGUUUCUACUACGUAGUACGUCUAGAUAUACUUACGUAUUGUGUAUAGUGUCUAAACGCUGAUCUAGCUGCGAGCGCGGGAUUUUCGUUUGGAGAGGAACAGCGGGAGAGCGUAAAAGAUUCGGAGAGGAAGAGUGUUUAAAAAAAAAAGGAAGCGAGAGAGAGCGAGAGAGAGAGAGGGAGAGAAAGAUAGAGCCACCCACAGGGAAACAGCGUUCGGCCAUCUUAGAUAGACAAGGUGCUUUCCACAUCCGGAUGCGUGGAUCUACACGCGACACAGGUCAGGCGCAGGACUUUCGCGUAGUACGAUUUCAUUUACGCUCGCGUAAUUAUCCCCGUGUUGUACGACGCGCACACUUUUUCGAAAUUCUCUCUAAAAACACGUAAAACCUCCCCCCACCCCGAGUAUCAUGCGUCCCUCUGCGCCCUCAUCAUGGAAUAUCGUAGAACAGAAUAGAGACACCAAAAGGGUUUUUAACUUCUUUCGUUCGUGAAAACGCGUCUAGCGCGACACUCCUCGACGCAGUUAGAGAAUCCUUAGAUCUAAAAAAGAAAAAAGUGCCCAGAUCUGUGCCGUUCGAAAUUCGCUCGAAACGUGUUCCGGCUCGGUUCGUCGUCGACGCCCGUGGAACGUCGUCGGUCCGCGGGGCGCGGUGACCGAGGCGGGACGCGGUUCUCCGAGCUCGGGGCCAUUCACGCGUUGCCAAGAGGAAACAACAACAGCCGUCACCGACGUAAACGAAUAAGAAAAAUGGAACAACCGGGCUGAAAGGGAAUGGUAGAUGAAAGAAAGGAAGAAGAGGAAGGGAAGAGAGAAAGAAAGAAAGAUACACGGGUCCGCGAUCUCGCCAUCAUAUUCAUUUGUAAAAGUGUCUAUUUUCUCCGCUGCCUAAGUACAUACUAAUUACGAAGAGAAAGGUCCGGCGAAUUCGGCGCCCAGAACCAAGUCCGUCGACGAAAUGGAAACGGCCUUUUAUGUUUCACGCUGGUAGCGUCGAAUUUCCAGGUCACUCGGCAAUUGCGCCUCGUAGACGGGGUUGACCGCCAUUUUUUCCUCCUACUCUCCGCUUCGAUUAAUAUCUCGUAAGCUUAAUGAAAAAAAAAAAUAUCUCGUGUAUUCUGUGAUAAUUACCCCUUAAAGUACACAACACAAUGAACAUGCAUACGUACACACGUACACGCACGCACACAAUUCAAUACAUACAUACAAACAUACACACACGUACACGUGUUUCACGUACAUUCGCAUCACGCAACGUGGGAAGAGGAACAUUUACGAGGGACAUUCGCAUUUCUUGCAGGACUAAAACGUGUGUCGGAACGACAAAAUCCGAGACAAAAGUAUACACGACCGGAAACAAAAAAAACACGCUCGGGGAAAAACAGAACAGAAAUAUACCUUGUUAUACGGUGGAAAAUCGCUCAUACAAACCGACACACCGAACAAAACGCAUGUACGUGAUCACACCGAUCCCAAUAGCAACAGUAUUUUUCUCUUUUAAAAGACAUUUCGAUUUCUAUUCUCUAUACUCGUUAAACGUCCGAAGAGUCUCGUCGGUGUGUGAUAAAAACGUGCGAACGACUCCGCUGAAACGGUCGUCGCGAUGGUGCGCCGAAAUCACGGUGUUCGCGACCAACGGCCGCGUACGGUGAUCGAACGAGGACAGUAUGGUUGUACCGAUACGAAACGGGGAAGCAAAAGUGCAUUCGCGCGGGCAACGAAUCCACGGGUAGACGAAGAGGAUCUAGGCGAGCCACGAGGGAUUUGAGAGAACGACGAAGCGUCCGUCGCUGUGUCGAUUGAAAGUAAAUUAUUUCGCCCAAAUUCAUGCAGAGUCGCAUCGGUUCACGCGUGGUCACGCGAUCGUACAAAACAAAACCAAAGGAACAUGGGGGAUACCUCUUGUCGUAGCAAACUUUAUCAUUUAACACGGAAACGUUGCUCGGAACAAUAUUUUUACAUUGAGAUUUAACCCCGGACGGGACCCGCGCCUGCUUUCGUUCUUGUUUAAAGUCCUGGAACGUCGCGAACUAUAAUUUCGAGGGUGGUUGCGUCGUCGACGUUAAUAUCGCGUGCGCGUGUCUAGAGGUUUUAACGGUAAUGCGACAGCUUUCGGUCGAUACGUUUCGCAGUUUCGGGUGUUUCUUUCUUUUUCAAUUGGAGGACGGUACGGUCCCCGAAGGGUUAAACGCGCCGACAAUGAUCAUCGUUAGUUCACGAUCGACGAAGCAUGCCCACGGAUCAUUCGAGUACACGUCCGAAACGGUAGAACGCAUCUUCCUAAAAUCGCAUAUCCAUUGGUCUCGUUGCACGAAUCGAUCCAUUGUUCUCCAAAAAGCACCGAAUUUCCAUGAAGAACAAAAGCAAGGCGCGUACAGUGAAAUAGGGUCAAGCGUUGGGGUUGUUUUUGUUCGACGAGAGCGCGGGCUGUCACCGCGAGCUUUUGCGUCCGGCACGCCGACACGAGCGCAGAACCAAAGAAAAGGGUGAAAUUCCGAGCGUUGGAUAUAUUGUACAUCGCAGCUGUGUCGGAGAGGGAGCACGAAACCGGAGAAACGAUUUAACAAAGAUAUAGAAAAAGAAGGAAGGAUGAGAAUAGAAAAGGAACGAACGAGCGACGCGAAAGAGAACGAGCGAAACAAGGCGAGGAGGGAAAACGAAGGACAAAUAUAUACACAACCGUUGACAAUACUAUGCUUGAAGAAUCGUACGACGCGUAUAUAAUGUACCUAACAAAUAUAUUAAAAGGAAAAAAAAAAUAUGACGGAAUGUUUGUGUUUCGUAAGUAAAAAAAAAAAAAGCAUAUUAAGAAGUACAUUUGUAAUCAUGCGACGAAGAAACACAUUUGCAGCAAAAGGAGAGAAAAAAAAAGAACAAACAAUAAAACUAAAAAAGGAUCGCGUAAUUCUGUGCGUACAUAUGCGGAUGACUGCGUGUUUACUAGGUAAUUAUAAAUCGUAACGAGUGAGGAGUACAUUUUCGUCAUCCACACGGAAACAGUGUGUGCCACCGUUGUUAUCAAAAUUUUUCACGCGUAAACAAACCAGCGAACGGGGAGUAAACGGGGAGUAAACGGGGAGUAAACAUUAACGGCACAUCGUUGCGCAGCCUCCGAGUAUAGGUGAACCUAACAAAAAUAUAAAAAAAAGCAAUUGUAUCCGAGUCAAACACGCACAUUCAACACAAAAAAAAAGACGGAAUAAUAUCUACGAUACCGAAUACCCAGGUCUUUAUUAAUAAAUGUUUCACUUUCGUUCGUUCA